AUGGCAGUCGACUCAGAACACCCAGUGAAGUUUCCUAAGCGAUUAACGCCUCUCAAAUAUGGUUCAGCUCGUGUCAUAUAUGAUGCAGACGUCCAGCACGAAGGCAUAUUCGAGUCAAAACGUCGCGCGAACACCGUUGAACUACGUGAGUCGACGCUCUGUGGUACUCUCCCUGGGACUAUCCAACCUUUCCUUAUUACAGCGACGUUAUUCCCUCGAAAACCAGGUCGUCUCAACCUUGAUGCCGCCAAGACGGACAGGAAGUGGCGUCCGAACACCGACCGACUGCAAGCGCGGCGUGGUCGCACCGCAAAUCUCGCCGAAGCUGUUGGCUCCGUUCGAAUACCCAACAUUUCAGUCCCGUGUUUUCAGGUCGUACGCAGCUUCGUGAAGAGUGCCAGAACUCCAGGCUCUGCAGGUAGUGCCAAAGGAAAGGAACCGUACUUCGAAAUCCUCACUCCAGCUGCCUUUGACUUGACUUUCGAGAAGACUGUGGAAUCUGACGAUGGGGACAGCGACGCCACGAGCGGUGCUAUUACUCUGGAAGACGACUCCACGUCCUUAGGUGAAUCGUUGAAUCUCCCUCCCAGUCCCGAUGAAUUCUCGUUCCCUGAGGAACGGCUUCCCAAUCCCCACUCCACGGCGAACUCUCCUAUAUCACUCAUGGAAGGAUCCCUUCGAGAUUCUUUUCAUGAUACUGAAUCCUCAUCUGCUGCACGGCCAGUUGAGCAUUUGAGCACCGACGCGACAAUUACAGCACACACAACUCGGGCCCCAGUCCCAAAGCCUCCUUUGCGACUAGGACCACCCGCUCAGUCUCCACCUGUUUCCACCAACGCUCCUCUGAGAAAGGUCCCACGCCCACUCCCGACCCCACCCAUCGCCCCAAGUCGUUACGAUUCUUCACGUACAGUGAUGCCGAAAGCCUUACCCCCAGAGCGUGGGCUCCCACCGCUUCCAAGUCGUCGAGGGCACACACAACCUGUUAAUUGA
Molecule: messenger RNA, 993 nt
Organism: Marasmius oreades (fairy-ring Marasmius)
Lineage: Eukaryota; Fungi; Basidiomycota; Agaricomycetes; Agaricales; Marasmiaceae
Exons: 2
Coding region: 1-993 (330 amino acids)
Source: RefSeq, a predicted model, not a curated record